AUGACAGGAGGAGCUUUCUUUACACCCUCAGGAGCCGACGAGGAGUAUGACUUGGACGAAGAGGGCAACGAGAGACAUUCAGUACAGUGGAUAGGUACUGCUCAUGUCAAGGGGCCGAAAUGGGCGAAGUUCCCUUUGUUGACUGUCGGAAUGUUGGGUAUACAGUGCGUCUGGUCGAUCGAAAUGGGCUACGCCUCACCAUACCUCCUGGAACUAGGAUUAUCCAAAUCAUUCAUGUCGCUGGUAUUCAUGGCCGGACCAUUAUCAGGUUUGAUAGUCCAACCUCUAAUCGGUAUAUUCGCAGAUAGGUCCAGAUCGCCUCUUGGGAGAAGACGUCCAUUCAUGUUGGCUGGAUGUGCUAUAUGCGUAUUUGCAAUGAUGAUGUUAGGUUGGACAAGGGAGAUAUCAGGUUUGGUCAACGGUGGGAAAUGGUUAGCUAUAGCUCUAGCUGUAUGGUCCAUCUACUUGAUCGAUUUCAGUAUCAAUGCGGUCAUGUCGACGGAUAGAGCGUUGGUGGUGGAUACUCUUCCUCCGAGGGAACAGGAAGAAGGGAGUGCAUGGGCAGGAAGGAUGUUUGGGUUUGGUAGUGUUUUUGGUUUCUUUGUUGGGAAUCUCGAUCUGCCGCCGGUAUUACCUUUCCUAGGCAAAACGCAGUUACAGAUAUUGUCAUUUAUGACCAGUGCGAUACUUAUGAUCACACACACUUUCACUUCCUGGGCUGUAUCUGAGCGAGUGCUAUUACGAGACGAUCGCCCACAAUCGCAAAGCAGUCUGAAAGCCAAUCUGAAAUCAAUAUGGGACAACAUGUUCUCCCUUCCACCAGGUAUACGGACGAUUUGCUUCGUACAGUUUUUCGCCUCACUCGGAUGGUUCCCUAUAUUGUUCUUCACGACGGUCUGGGUAUCCGAGAUUUACAAAGCCUCAGUACCGAUCCCAGAAGGUAUGGACGAAGCAACCUUUGCAGCCGAUGCCGUCCGUUCAGGGGCAAGAGCCCUGCUACUACAGGCACUAGUAAAUAUAGUCACAUCGAUAGGUUUCCCAUUUUUAGUAUCCGAAUCGGGCGUACAGCCCGAAUCGGCGCAUACGUACUCCUCGAUAAAUGGUCAAGGUGGUAUGCCUGACAAUCCUCCGAAUUCCGCCUUAUGGAAACGAGCAAGAGAAGAGAUUCAAUCUGGAGGUAUCCUUAAGAAAAUGCUAGCUUGGUUAGGAGGAAUGCUAGAAACACUUAGAGACGGAUCGACGUGGCAGAUACCUUUCAAAGGAUUGACUCUGAUCAAAGUUUGGUGGAUCAGUCAAUUUGUCUUUGCGGUCGCUAUGGCUGCUAGUUGGUUUGUGACUACUGUCAGUGGCGCCUACUUUGUCAUUGCUACGACUGGAUUUUGCUGGGCUUUAUCCCAGUGGGCGCCAUAUUCACUACUUGGUGAACUCAUCCUUAUCGACGGAACUAUUGAUCGAUCUCAACCUUUGAGCAUCAUGCAAUCCCGCCCUUCAGUCGACAUCCGUCAUUCCAUCUCCUCCAAUCGAUAUUCCUACGAUCCACCAAGAAAUCAAGCGAGCUCUUCCCACCCCCUUCCGAACGAAGCCUCUUUUGUGAUCCAUGAAAGCGAUGACGAAGAUCAUGCACCAGAGAGCAAGGAAAAAGGGACAGCUGUCGAAGAAAGCGACGAAAAGGGAAACAAAAGGCUAUCAGGUGGAUUGUCGCCACUGAUCAUCCAAGGCGAAACGGUCGGCGAACCUGAAACGGGAUUGGGAUCAACGGUGAUUCUUCGACAUUCCGAUGAAUAUUCUCGAUCGGACAUAUCAGAUGAAGAGGACGAAGGAGACGACGAAGAAGGUCAAAGGAGAAUAUCAACUCAGAGUAGUGGACGUCGAGCUAUAACGCCCUCACCUACUUCACCACGAACUUCAAGCUCUGCUACACGAACACAGGAAAAGGGACAAAGUACAGCUGAUAAAGCAGGUGUGAUAUUGGGUAUACAUAAUGUUUUCCUAGUAUUACCUCAAUUCGUAGUCACCUUCUUAUCUUCCAUUAUCUUUUAUUUGAUGGAACCUGAAAAAGGUCUUCCGGCCCAUCACCCACAUACUACUAUACCCCUUACAGGCAAUGUCACCGCUCCGUCCACAAUUACCGAAGGGUUAGAAGGUGUGGUAGUAGGUUUAGGGGAAGAAAUGGUAAAACGGUUGAUAGUUGGGAGAGCCGAAGGGAUGGUCGAAGGAGGAUCUCCUGAUGCCGUAGGUCUGAUAUUUAGGAUAGGAGGUGUGAGCGCUGCGAUUGGAGGGUGGAUCUGCUGGAGACUGAGUAGAGACUGGGCGAGAGGAAAGGGUAUAUAA
This is a messenger RNA of Kwoniella botswanensis, 2331 nucleotides long. RefSeq lists its product as uncharacterized. The coding region runs from base 1 to 2331 and encodes 776 amino acids. Gene Ontology annotation, molecular function: sucrose:proton symporter activity. Gene Ontology annotation, cellular component: plasma membrane. The record is from RefSeq and is a predicted model, not a curated record. Lineage: Eukaryota; Fungi; Basidiomycota; Tremellomycetes; Tremellales; Cryptococcaceae. Gene Ontology annotation, biological process: transmembrane transport. The transcript has 8 exons.